This is a messenger RNA of Leucoraja erinaceus (little skate), 7032 nucleotides long. It is a transcript of the gene pde10a, whose product is annotated as phosphodiesterase 10A. The coding region runs from base 1315 to 3729 and encodes 804 amino acids. The transcript has 23 exons. Gene Ontology annotation, molecular function: 3',5'-cGMP-stimulated cyclic-nucleotide phosphodiesterase activity; protein binding. Gene Ontology annotation, biological process: negative regulation of receptor guanylyl cyclase signaling pathway; signal transduction. NCBI's taxonomy places the organism in Eukaryota, Metazoa, Chordata, Chondrichthyes, Rajiformes, Rajidae. The record is from RefSeq and is a predicted model, not a curated record.
GGGGGGGGGGGGGGGUGAUUGGCAGUCACCGAGGUACAUUGUUGAGUAGUGUGACAGCUGCAGGGAAGAAGCUGUUCCUAGGAGGGUAAAUGGUCCAUGGUAGGAGGGUAAACAUUGAGCAUGUUGCUUUGUGAUUUGUAACAACUCAUUAACCUCAUUAUCUCUUUUAUUUGGUUUACAGAAUAUUUAACUUAAAAGAAAAGAGAAUAUACAAGAAAAGUUGGUUGAUGGGAAAAGAAGUGAUCAGUGGAAAUAUGUUAAAUAAAUGUAUGUAGAUAGAUCCAGUGCAAGAGCCAAAGGGACGGAGGAGGCAAGUCAGAAAUGAGGGUUUUGUCAGGAAGAAAAGGGGUUAUGAAGUCGAGCACAAUUUGAGGUAGGCUGAGAUGAAUUUGUGGUAGGAAAUACAAUGAUUUAAUUUUUCAUUAUAUGUAGGAGUGGAUGAAAUUAAUUACAGCUUGCAUUGGGAACUGAACAUGGAGAGGUCACGAUCCUUGAUGAAGAGGUGAAGAUUUUAAAAGGAAAAUUGACAUUAGACAACUGUAGAAGCACAGUGUUAUCAAAGGGUCAAGAAUGGUAGCAACAGUGAUCUGUCAAUAGUGCACAGGUGGAUAACAUCAAAGGAAAACGUACAGAAAGUUGCCCAUCGUUAAGGGGGAGGAGUGGGAAGAGGGAGGGAGAGGGGGGUGAAGAGAAAUUAUGCAUUUAUUGGAUAUAACCUUAAUGAAACAUUAAGUUUGGAGAGCAUUUGACAAAGUAGAUAUUCAAGGUAGAUAAGUUUUACUUCAUGGGGUAACCAAUAGGCAUUGUUUUAAAACAAUGACACAACAAUGGACAGAAAUUUGAUCUAAAGUGGAGUCAAGGGUUAAGGGUAACAGGCUGAAAAUUGGAAUUGAGGCCAAGAUCUGAUCGAUGAUGAUCUUGUUAAAUAUCAGCGUAUGCGUCAGGCUCCCCAUAUCUCAGCGUUCUCUGACGAUUUUCAGUUCAUUUGGCAGUUACUGCAGAGGUUUAAUUUCAAAAGUGAACAAUGUACAUGCAUGAUGCUUUAUCAUUGUUUACAAAAAUAUCUUCAGUGUUUACAUCAUUGUUUCAUCAUCUCUGCUGAGAGAAACUCAUAGCUAAUGAAUAUUAUGAGGUGAGGGAAAUCUUGGUAACCUGACCUGAUGCUGACUAUCAGUGAUGUGUGGAUUCUACUGGAUGUUCAGAAACAGCGAGUAUUAUUAAUCAGGAAAAAAAAGACUACAGCUUAAUAUUUAGUCUUUUUGCUCAAAAUUAAGCUACGCUUUUUGAUUUUGUACAUAUCAAGUCACAAAGAAAAUGCUAAGACGAUUGGGUGUUUUUAACUUUUUAAAUCCACUCUGGUUUUUAGGUCUGACAGAUGAUAAAGUAAAGGCAUACCUUUCCCAUCAUGCACAUGUGCUGGAAGAAUAUGUGGCAGAAAGUGUUGAUGUCGAAACGGUAGAAAAAUGGCUAAUGAAGAAACACAACAGAACAGAAGGUGAUAUUUUGCUGAAGUUAGCGAGCCCCACUGCUGAAACACCAGGAUCAGAAUUAACUGGGGAUGACAGUGUGGCUAAGGAAUCUAAAAGGUACUUGGACAGCAACAUGCAGUCAGUGGUUCAAGAGUUAAAUACCCACAUAGAAAAGUAUGAUGAUCUUGCCGCUGAUAAUAAACUAGUUAUCUAUGAAUUAUCCAACAUCAUAAAAACAGCUACCAAUGCGGACUCAUUUGCGCUUUAUUUCGUGGGAGAAUGUACCAAUGAAUCACUAUGCUUGUAUACUCCUGUGGGAUUUAAAGAUAAACAGCGACUCAUUCCUGCUGGACACAUUGGAUAUGGCACCACUACAGCAUCGUAUGUUGCUAAGUUCAGGAAAACACUAUUGGUGGAAGACAUUGCUGAUGAUAAACGAUUUCCAAAAGGGACAGGGCUGGACACAGGAACUGCGGUCCAAUCUGUUCUCAGUUUACCAAUAAUCAACGCUUCAGAUGAAUUAUUAGGCGUUUUAGAAUUGCAUCGAGAUUUUGGCCACGAUCCUUUUGAUAUCAAUCAACAAAAGGUUGCCACUGCAAAUUUAGUGUGGGCUUUGGUAGCAUUUAAUCAAGUCCAGAUAGCCAAAGGCCUUACCAAACAGACUGAAAUGAAUGAUUUUCUACUAGAUGUGUCCAAAACCUACUUUGAUAACAUAUUGGCAAUAGAUUCACUGCUUGAACACAUUAUGAUAAAUGCAAAAAACUUAGUGAACGCAGAUCGCUGUGCGCUCUUUCAGGUUGACCACGUCAAGAAAGAGUUGUUUUCAGACUUGUUUGACAUCGGUGAAAUGAAGGAAGGAAAACCAGUCUUCAAGAAAACCAAAGAGAUCAGGUUUUCUAUCGAGAAAGGAAUUGCUGGACAAGUGGCACGGACUGGAGAAGUUCUAAACAUUCCUGAUGCCUAUGCAGACCCCCGCUUCAACAGAGAAAUAGACCUGUACACAGGGUAUACCACACGCAGCAUCCUCUGUAUGCCUAUCGUCAGCCGAGGGAUUGUCAUUGGUGUUGUACAAAUGGUGAACAAAAUGAGUGGACAUGCCUUUACUCAAACAGACGAGAAAAACUUUAAACUGUUUGCAGUUUUCUGUGCUUUGGCUUUACACUGUGCAAAUAUGUACCACAAAAUCCAACAGUCAGAGUGUAUUUAUCGAGUCACAAUGGAGAAGCUGGCUUAUCAUAGUGUGUGUUCAAAUGAAGAAUGGCAGACCCUCAUGAAAUCCACACUUCCGAAAGCUCUUUGCAAAGAAAUCGAACAAUUCCACUUUGAUAUCAGCCCCUAUGAGGACCUCUGGCCAACCUUUUAUGUCUAUAUGAUUCAUAGUAGCUGUGGAAAAAACAGCAUGGACCUGGAGAAACUAUGUCGAUUCACAAUGUCCGUGAGGAAAAACUACCGCCGUGUGCCUUAUCACAACUGGAAGCAUGCAAUCAGUGUGGCUCAUUGCAUGUACGCCAUCCUGCAGAGCGUCCAGGGAACAUUUACAGAACUGGAGAGAAAAGGUCUCCUUGUGGCUUGUUUGUGCCAUGACCUCGACCAUAGAGGAUAUACAAAUACAUAUCUACAUAAGUUUGACCACCCGCUGGCUGCUUUAUAUUCCACCUCCACAAUGGAGCAGCAUCACUUUUCCCAGACAGUUGCUAUCUUACAGAUGGAAGGGCAUAAUAUUUUCGCCAAUCUAACAGGGGAUGACUACGAGCAUUUGCUCGAGAUUAUUCGGAAGGCCAUUAUUGCCACUGAUCUCGCUCUAUAUUUUGGAAACCGAAAACAGUUAAGUGACCUAAUGCAAGCAGGAGCAUUGAACAUCAACAAUCAAGCACACAGAGACAGGGUGAUUGGUCUAAUGAUGACAGCUUGUGAUCUCUGCUCCGUCACCAAGUUAUGGCCAGUUACCAGGGCAACAACCAAUGAUAUAUAUUCUGAAUUCUGGGGAGAGGGUGACGAGAUGAAAAAAGUAGGAAUACAGCCCAUACCCAUGAUGGACAGGGAGAAAAUUGAUGAAAUUCCUGACGGCCAGGUUGGUUUCUACAAUGCUGUAGCCUUGCCUUGCUAUCGUACACUUGCAGAGGUCUUUCCAGCAAGCACUCAGCUGCUAAAAGCUUGCAGGGAGAACCUAUCGCAGUGGGAGAAGAUAGUACAAUCAAGAAUUGCCCAAGGAGCACCUCGGAGUCCUGUGAAGAACAGUGGUGGAAAAUUUGAGGCCUAAUGGAACCAAUACUUUGAACUGAAUGUUCCACUGUUCAGUACUUGGCUCUGAAUUAAAGAGGAACCUGUAACUGUUGAUGAUAUAAUAACAUUACCUCAUGAAUCCAUAACAACAUGACUCCCUUUCUAGUUAAUAAGACUAGACAUUUGGAAAUGUAACAUUUUGUGAGGCAUCCAAUGUAGCUAUUCUAGCAAAUCUGUUGUGUUUGAAAAUAACAUGAUUUUUAAGAGAACAUUGGCCCUUAACCAACCAUAUUCUGUAUUGCUGUGGCCUUAAUAUUCUUCCAGGUAGGAAAGAACUUUCCAUGAAUUGUAUGCGAGGUGGAGCAUCUGCAGUGAUACUUAAAAUGCUUUGGGUUUUAAAACAAUACCGAUCUGCAAACAUUAUUUUCAUUAUGGGUAGUUUACAUAUUGGUGUGUUCCUUAGUAGAACAUAGGAUGAGGUUACAUUGUAGUAAUUAUAGUCUGAGAGUCACAAAUAUUGUUAAAUUAUUACUUGAGCUGAUGACAGCACACGUCAGACAUGCAUCUGAUGUGCAAAUUGCAAAAAAAAAGAACAUAUCUUUCAGCCAUCUUAGACUUAUUGCUAAUCCAGAAUCGUAAAAUAAAUUCACAGUCACAUUUCUAUUGGGGACAUGAAUGAAGACAAGCCAUGGGAUGUAGAACUUAUUUGUAGGAAAGACAGAGGGAAGCAUUGUUAUUUUUUAAAUUUUCUUGAAUUGCUAUUUUCUUUUAAUAUUUUUUUACCAUAGGACAGAUGUUGUCUCAGUGCAGGAAACACCAUGGCUGCCCUACAGUCAACCGGCCCACCAUAAGCCAUAACUGAAGUAAUUGGGUGUCUGCUGUUCUGCUUUCUUGACAUUAAGUGGCAUUAACAAAUUCCCAGUGAUUGGAAAAUAUUGGCAAUAUGAUCUUGUGUCCCCGCAUCAUGGUUGCGAAUCAAAAAGAGACGAUACAGAGGAAGAGAAAAUGGAAAUUAUAUUGGGCAUAAAGAAUGCCCUUGCAAAAGGCUUUUAAUCAUUUCUAACUACUACACAUUGAUCAUUCCACAUAUGGUAUCUGAACAUUUGCAAAGUUAAUGUUCCAAAUUGGCAAAACAUUGCAUCCUUAAUACUUCAUUUGCCUCCCUAAUAUUGUGAAAAACAUACCAUAGAGCUAAUGGGCCUUUUCAAGUACUUCUACUAUUGCAGUAUGUUGCACUAGCCUACUCUAGAAUGCUGUUAAUCUUGUUAGCUCUAGUUUCUUCUGGAAGUUUUAGAAUAACUUUUUGCACUCUUUCAUUGUACUUAUAUAACGGAAUGCUUUGUGUGCAUGUACUAUGUACAAACAAACUGGAACUUCAUAACAUAUUACCAAUCACGCCUGCUGCCUAAGCAGCUUCAACGUCACCUGUAAAUAGAAGAAAAUGCUGACAAACUGUCCACUUUAGGUUUAUUAUAACAUGUAAUGUUUCAGCGUAACAAAUGUUAAUAUUGUUUACUGCAAGUGAUCUUGGUUAUGUACAUUUUCAAUGCAGAAACAUAACACUGUUAUUGUAAAUUAAUUUUUACACAGCAUAGUAUGUUGGUUUAAAAAGUCCAAAGUUUUGGAUGGGCUUUUACGUUGCAAGAGAAAUAUUUCCAGAGCAGAUAUAUGUUCACUAGUAACAGAAUAUACUUUGUAAGAAGGGAAAAUGGAAACAAAUGCAAGUGCAAUAAUUUUGAGGUGUCUUAACUUCCAGUUUAUAAAUUAUAAAUAUUGUAUAUGUUCUGUAAGUUUAUUUGUCUCUUCAUUUGCAGUCUUUGUAUUAAAAAAAACUACACACAUUAUGUUUGUACAAUGGAGUUUUAAAGUCAUUUAUUACACUACUGAUUAUUUAUAAAUAAAUGCUCAAAUCAACACCCAUAAUAAGAAAGUAUCAAAGUUUCAUGUAAGUUUAUAAUGUUGACUAUUGAAACCAGGUACAGAGGAAAAGCCCUAUAUUAUUCUUCAACAGGAUAGACAAAUGACUGACAUUUCAUUAAGCUCUUUAGCACUCCAACUCACUCAACAUAAUACGCAAGUGGAUUUUGGUUAGUCCUAAUUCCUUUACAAAUAUUACCUACCCUUAUUCCAAAACAGUUUUAAAGGGGUCACAUGAAACUUCAAAUACUUUAAUCUUGUGCAGAAAUCAAACCGUUGGCCGAAUUCAGCAGGUCAGGUAGCAUCAGCAGAGUGAAAUGGACAAAGUUUGAAGUCUGAAGAAGGGUCCCGACCUGAAAUGCUAUCUGUUCAAUUCCCUCCACAGAUGCAGUCUGACCCCCUGAGUUCAUUUUAAAUGUAUGUGGUGCACUAGAAAUAAUUAUGCCAUGUAAAAUCUUUAAAAAGUGCGAUAUUUUCUCCAUUGUCAGAGAUAGGUCAAACGCAAUUUGGACGAACAGCAUCACAUAUUUUGCUUGGGCAGCUUACAACCCAGUGGUAUGAAUUGUGAUUUCUCUAACUUCAAGUAAUCCCUGCACUCCCUCUCUCUCCAUUACUCCCCCACCCAAGUUGCUCCAAGUUCCCGUUCUCACCUGGCGAACAUCUAACAAUGGCCUGUUUCCUUUACCAUUGUUACUUUUUUGCAUAUCUUUCAUUCAUUUAUUUUAUAUCUCUCUACAUCACUGUCUAUAUCUCUCGAUUCCCUUUCCCCAGACAAGUCAGAAGAAGGGUCUUGACCCGAAACGUCACCCAUUUCUCUCCAGAGAUGCUGCCUAGCCCGCUGAGUUACUCCAGCAUUUGGUAUCUCUGCUCAGAUGUACCUGUAAUACAUUAGGAAAACUCAUAGAAAUACAAGUUGGAGAAUAAAGUGGUGCAUCCAAAUCUUUCACCAUGCCUAAAAAUCUCAUUAUGUAGCAGAAUGUUUAAGAAAGAACUGCUGUUCCUUAAAAAAUCGGUAUACAAAAAUGCUGGAGAAAUUCACCGGGUGAGGCUGCAUCUAUGGAGUGAAGGAAUAAAUUCAAUUGCUGGCUGUAGGCCAUUAACAAAUAUCGGGAUCUAUCAGAUCCAUUUGAAAAUGGAUCAUCUUGCGAAGUAUAUCAUCUUUCAGAAACUCAAGUAUUUUCUCACGAACAGUUAUGAAUAACAAUGAUCCUGAGGUAAAAGCGAAGUACAGUAAGCCUCAUUUUGAUGGACCUUUACACUGUAUAACAGAUUUCGGCAAUAGCGGACUGACCUACUGAUGGAUGCUCGCGCUGCCUCCCUGUUCCCUUGUACCCCCGGCAACACCCACUACACGCUCGGCUCUCAUGCUGCUUCAGGGUCAGACCUUCCGCCACAACCCUGGGCCUACACAGCUUCCUCGGAC